AUGAAGAUAGUAACAGCUAUGUGUAAUGAAAGUAGAGGAAUUGGGUUUAAAAACGCACUCCCUUGGCCCAAAUUACCAGGCGAUUACAAACAUUACAGAGGACUAGUUGCACCUAAAUAUACAGGAGAGAAGACAGCUAAUAUCAAAGGUAGAUUAACAUGGUUGUCAACAGACCAUAGUGAGAGCAAUCAACCGGGAGUUAUAAAUAUUGUAAUAACUACACUUCCAAAAGAAUCACUGAAGUCAUCCAAAGUACACUAUACUUCUGAAAGUUUGUCUGAAGCUCAUCAACUAGCUCUGGAAUGUGGUAUAAAAGAAGAUAAUAUAUGGAUUAUGGGUGGUCAUGGUAUAUACAAGGAUGCUAUUGCACACCCAGAAUGUUCUCAUCUAUAUCUUACCAGAAUCUAUAAAGAAUUUGAUUCAGAUGUCACUCUUCCGGCAUUUGAACAUCAAUUUCAAAAGAAAAGGGACUUAACCAUUCCUGACAAUGUCCAAGAGGAAAAUGGUGUAAGAUACCAAUUUGAAGUUUAUGAAAGAACGUGA
This is a messenger RNA of Lottia gigantea (owl limpet), 543 nucleotides long. RefSeq lists its product as hypothetical. The record is from RefSeq and is a predicted model, not a curated record. Gene Ontology annotation, cellular component: mitochondrion. The transcript has 6 exons. Gene Ontology annotation, molecular function: dihydrofolate reductase activity; NADP binding. Gene Ontology annotation, biological process: folic acid metabolic process; tetrahydrofolate biosynthetic process; glycine biosynthetic process. The coding region runs from base 1 to 543 and encodes 180 amino acids. NCBI's taxonomy places the organism in Eukaryota, Metazoa, Mollusca, Gastropoda, Lottiidae.